ACCGGAUGUUGACAAAUUUCAUGUCACUGUUCUUAGAAGGUCGUUUGUUUGUGUGAAGAUUUCUUAUCUGGGAUCUCUCUCUUUAAAAAUGUUUCUCUCUCUAAGAAAAAAAGGUCCAUUCUUUCUUCUCCUAAUUGUGUGAGUGUUCUUUGAGAGAGAAAGAGAGAGAAGGAAGAGUGGCUGGCCCAGCAGAUCGAAAUCUCUUCCUUUUCUUCAACCUGAUGACGAUCUAAGCUCCUUCAAUGGUGUUGCAACAACACCCUCUUUGUUAUUUUCUCUUAUAAUUGUUAUUGGUUUGAGUUCUAGUUACCCUUUUGGGCUUCAAAUAGUGGGAGACUAAAAAGGCUCUGAAUUUUUCUCUCUCUCUAUCUCUCUCUCUCUCUCUCUGAUUGUGUUGGUGCCUUGAAUGGUGGAAUCUCCAUGGGAUUCUUGAAAGAAGGUGUUUAGAGGAUGUGGGUCUGAGGAAUGGGAACCAAAGUUCAGAAUCUUCCAGGAUAUUACUCAAUGAGAGAUCUUAAUGAGGAAUCCAGCAGUUGUGGCUGGCCCCUAUUCUAUGGGGAUAAAUCGCUCUCAAAUGGGCAGUACUAUAAUAGUUAUUUGCCAAGUUCUGCAACAGAUGCAUGUUCUGGAUAUGAUAGGGAUGCUGUGAAGCGGAUGAUGCUCGAGCAUGAGGCCAUAUUUAAAAAUCAGGUAUAUGAACUUCACCGUUUGUACAGAAUACAAAGGGAUUUGAUGAGUGAGGUUAAAAAGAAAGAACUAGACAGAAACCAGAUACCGAUUGAGGCAUCGUGUUCCACAGGUCAAAUGGCAUCUCAAUUAACAAAUGAUGUCGGACAAAAAUGGCAUAUUCCUUUGGGAAAUUCUAGUUGUGCUAAAACAUCUGUGUCAGGAGUUGAGGGCAUUCAUUCUCCUUUGGAUUCGAUGAAAGGGAUUGGCAAACAAACAAGUCCGUUUCCAUCCCCAAAUGGAUGUAGUUCAAAAGAUGUUGAGGUGCUUGAGUCCAGACCCUCGAAGGUGAGGAGAAAAAUGUUUGACCUUCACCUCCCUGCUGAUGAGUACAUUGAUACCGAGGAAAGCGAAAAGCUCAGUGAUGAAAAGACGAGUGAUCCAUCUUUCUUUCUUCCUGAUCGAAACUGUAAAAAUGGGAAGGAGGGUGAUGGGGAACAUUUUUGUGGCAAUGGUGAGAAGACCGGCAAUCAAGACACUUCAAGAUCUGAGCAAUCUUUAAAGAGAAGAAAUGGUUUGGCUGACUUAAACGAACCUCUUCAAGUGGAAGAAACGUACAAUUCUCCAUAUGUUCACGUUCUGGACUGUAAUCCCUGUCAAGGGGAAGCUGAAUGUUCUGAUCUCUCUGCCGCUCCCAAACCAAAGUCAGAGUUUUUUGGUUUAUCUAGGGAACAAUUGCUCAACUCAAGUCAUGGAACUGACAGUUGGGCUCAAAAUAAUGGUUAUUUGGAGAACAAUAGGGGUGGAAAAGGGUGGUAUCAAUCAGUACCUGGGGCAGGGAAAGCUAAUAACAGCACACAAUCUGGUCCACACGUCCUCAGACUGGAGAAAUCACCUUUAUCUUCCCAAACAAUACAAGAUGCAUUUAGCAAAUUUCAUGAACCUGCAUCUGAUUAUAUUAAUGGUCGAAACAAGGCCGACAUCUGGAGGGAAAAGACAGUUAGUGAUUUGCAUAUCAGUGAAAGAAAUCAUGAAUUCUCCAUCAACAAGCAUCCUGAGUCUGUGAUACCAUUACUUAGACCUGGUCUUUUUGGAGCUGCUCCUUCCUCUGAUUUAUCCAAGUCUUGGUCUCAUUCAGCUUCUUCUUGGGAAAUGGCCAAUAGCAGCCUAAGCCAGAGGUUGAUGUCAAUUCAGACACCUCCAUGUCAUGCAUCUGGUGCUUUGACUAGAAUUUCCCAGUCACAAAGCAAUGGGAUUUUGGAAGAAUGCUGGCCUCUAAAUAUGAAUUCCAAGCCUAACACAGGUUCUCGUUGUGAUGCGCCUCUACAGAAUGGAUUUUUCCCUGGGUCUUCAUCUGGCUCCAAGGAACCAUCAAUGAACAUCUCUUCUAUUAGCUACGACUAUCUCAAUCAUAAAAAUGACUUUAAGAUAAUCCCCGAUCACUUUAUCAACAAUGUUCCAUCCAAAUCCUGUAAGGGUUCAGAUUCAAAUUGUAAUAACAUGAAGUCUGGAAAAGAUAUUGACUUGAAUGUUCUGCUUCCGAAUGGUUCAUCCAACAACUUUGUUCCCCAGUCAAGCAUUGUUGGGAUGAUGGAUGGAGAACAGAAGAAUGAGGAGUGUCAUGUUGCGUUACCCUGGCUUAGAGGAAAGACAACAUGUAAGAAUGGAGUACAAAACUCUGCAGGAGAGUCAGGUUUAUUCCAUGCUGCCUCAUUGUCCAAAAAAGAUGACAUUGAGGUGAGGAUGACAGAGGUGUAUGAAAGCUCUAGGGAUAAGAAAAUUCUUGGUGUUCCCAUAUUUGAGAUGCCUCGUAUUUCUGCCAAGGAGUUGUCCUCAAUCACUUCACAGUCUGUAUCAAAUCAUAAUCCAUCUGAAGUAAAAGCAGUGGAAAAUAAGAAAAAACAGAUAUUUGAUAUCAACUUGCCUUGUGAUGCUGCUGCUGUUGAGUUGGACAAAGAAGCAUUCACUGAAACUGCUGCUAGCAAGACAAGAUCUCCUACAAAAGCAGACUCUAGAAAUCAAAUUGACCUGAACUUGAGUAUGAGUGAGGAUGAAGGAUCUUUCACAACCAUACCAAGUGACAAUGUAAAAAUAAAGGCAGAUAUAGAUUUGGAAGCCCCUGUUGUUCUUGAGACAGAGGAGGAUGUUCUUUCCGCAGAAAAGCCACUUGAAACUUCUCUACAGUCAUCGCAAGUCCUAAAACAUUCAGUUGAACAGUCAAAGGAUAAUGAACUUAUUACAAAUGCAGCAGAGGCAAUUGUUGUCCUGUCAACUCUUUCCUUUGAUGAAGUGGAUGGUGUGACCAGUGAAAGUUUAUCAGAAGGUCCAAAGGUGGACAUGCUAAAUUGGUUUGCGGACAUAGUUUCCUCAUGCAAAGAUAAUAUAGAGGGAAAUUGUGAUGUUUCAAGGGAAAAAGAUGCUGAGGACAACGAGCAGCGUUCGUCUGGAGGAUUGGAUUACUUUGAGGCAAUGACAUUGAACUUGCCAUACACCAAGGAAGAAGACUACAUGCCCAAGCCUCUUGUUCCUGAAAACUUCAAAGUGGAAGAAACAACUACUUUGUUACCAACUCGGACACGAAAGGGGCCAGCAAGGAGAGGGCGGCAGCGAAGGGACUUCCAAAGGGACAUUCUUCCAGGCCUUGCAUCUUUAUCAAGGCAUGAAGUAACAGAAGAUCUUCAGACAUUUGGUGGGAUCAUGAGGGGAACAGGUUAUUCAUGGAAUUCCGGAUUAACUAGGAGAAGCUCAUCAAGGAAUGGUGGUGGCCGGGGGAGGCGACGGACACAGGUUGCCCCCUCUCCCCCUACACCGGUGGCAACAAAUGAGACUAGCACCCCACUGAUUCAGCAGCUUAAUAACAUUGAAAUUGGAUUGGAGGAUAGAAACUUAACAGGUUGGGGCAAGACAACAAGGAGGCCCCGCCGACAGAGGUGCCCGGCCGGUAACCCUCCAUUGAUCCAGUUAACCUAAUCACUACUAAGAGGCUUAACUUUUAGAUGACAGUUUAUAGAGGUAAGCAGUGCCGGUUUUUAUAUUAAUGGAACACAUGAUGUUUCUCAGGCAUGAGGAUUUCUCUUGUAAAUUUCUUCAACCCGUAUUUGGGUAUAUGCUUGAUUCUCAGUCUUUGGGGUGGUAACAACUUGUAUUAUUCUUAAAUAAUGUUGCAUGAUUUCUUCUCAUUUUUUCUUUAUAGAACUGUUGAGAUAUAUACAGUGUUCCUUCACUUCACUGCUCUCUCACAUCCUAGGAUUUUUAUCAAUGAUUUUAUGAUUACAGUCUCACUCUGCAUGAGUUGAUCCUUCAUUUUAA
Vigna unguiculata (cowpea) is the source of this 3975-nucleotide messenger RNA. Its product is annotated as T-box transcription factor, putative (DUF863). The record is from RefSeq and is a predicted model, not a curated record. NCBI's taxonomy places the organism in Eukaryota, Viridiplantae, Streptophyta, Magnoliopsida, Fabales, Fabaceae.